AUGUGUAAUGCCUUAUCGCAGAAUAUGUCUAAUGCCUUUUCGCAGAAUAUGACUGAUGCCUUAUCGCAAAAUAUGUGUGAUGACUUAUCGCAGAAUAUGUCUGAUGCCUUAUCUCAGAAAAUGUGUAAUGCCUUGUCGCAGAAUAUGUCUAAUGCCUUUUCUCAGAAUAUGACUGAUGCCUUAUCGCAGGAAAUGUGUGAUGCCUUAUCGAAGAUAAUGUGUAAUGCCUCAUCGCAGAAUAUUUGUGAUGGCUUAUCGAAGAAUAUAUCUGAUGCCUUAUCGCAGAAUAUGUGUGAUGACUUAUCGCCAAAUAAUUAA
Mytilus californianus (California mussel) is the source of this 318-nucleotide messenger RNA. RefSeq lists its product as uncharacterized. The record is from RefSeq and is a predicted model, not a curated record. The transcript has 2 exons. Lineage: Eukaryota; Metazoa; Mollusca; Bivalvia; Mytilida; Mytilidae. The coding region runs from base 1 to 318 and encodes 105 amino acids.